This is a messenger RNA of Stylophora pistillata, 1564 nucleotides long. RefSeq names its product CDP-diacylglycerol--glycerol-3-phosphate 3-phosphatidyltransferase, mitochondrial-like. Gene Ontology annotation, biological process: cardiolipin biosynthetic process. The record is from RefSeq and is a predicted model, not a curated record. Gene Ontology annotation, molecular function: CDP-diacylglycerol-glycerol-3-phosphate 3-phosphatidyltransferase activity. NCBI's taxonomy places the organism in Eukaryota, Metazoa, Cnidaria, Anthozoa, Scleractinia, Pocilloporidae. Gene Ontology annotation, cellular component: mitochondrion.
GUGCUCAUCUUUGGGAAAAAAAAACUUCUGUCAAGUAAUGCAAACUGUGCUUGAUUUUGGGCCAGUUUUGUUUGCGAGAUCCUCUAAAUUUUGUGUUUGGAUUAGUUCAAAGUUUUUUUCAACAUCGAGUUGUUAUUAUGGCGGCUCUUCUCCCGGUCAAACUCCAAUGGAAACAGUCCAAUGGAUGGCAGAAUAUGCACCUGUAUUCCCGGCGAAUGGGAAGGAAAUUACAGUUUUAAAUGAACCGGAGCAGUUUUUUUUAACUCUCAAGGAUAACGUCAGCAAAGCAAAACGCCGGAUUAUUUUGGCUUCACUGUAUUUAGGGACAGGAGAAAAAGAGCAACAACUUGUUGAUUGCAUCUAUAAUGCUGUGAAGCGAUCUUCCUCUUUGGAUAAGUCUCUAAACGUAGAGAUCCUUUUGGAACACACUCGAGGAUCCAGAGGAGAACACAACUCUAGAACUAUGCUCUUACCACUCAUUCAGAGCUUCAGUCCUGCUGUCAAGGUGUCCCUGUAUCAUUCACCCAGUCUCAGAGGCCUGCUGAAGCUGCUCCUUCCUGAAAGGUUUAAUGAGACAGUGGCCCUCACACAUCUGAAGGUUUAUCUUACUGAUGACACUUUGAUCAUGAGUGGGGCUAACCUGAGUGCAGACUAUUUCACCAACCGUCAGGACCGAUACAUUGAGAUCAAGAAUUGUCCACAGCUGGCAAACUUUUUUCAUGGUCUUGUUUCAACUGUGCAAGCUUUCUCUCUUGAACUUCAACCAGAUAACACAACAAAAAUGGGAGAAAACUUUCCCGUUCAUCCAACUGAAGGAUUUGAUGGUGGAAAGAAAUUCAAGGCUGAAGCAGGAAGGAGGGUAUCUAAGUAUUUGCAGAACCAAAAAGAAAAACACAACUGCAGUGAUUUGUAGAGGACGUCAAACCAGGUUUGUGAUACCUGGGUUGUUCCUUUAGUCCAAAUGUUUCCCUUUGGCAUUCGUCAGGAUGAGAUUGUCACCAGCAAGUUACUGAGUUGUGCAUCUCAAGCUACUAAGCUAUUCCUAGCAUCAGGUUAUUUCAAUUUGACAAGAAAGUACAGGAAUAUUAUUUUAAAGUCACCUGCAAAAUGUGAAAUACUGACAGCGCAUCCGACUGUGAAUGGUUUCUAUCAAGCUAAAGGAGUGGCUGGUGGUAUACCUCAUGCUUACACUCUAUUAGCUCGUGAUUUUUACGAGCAAAUUUUGGAACACAAGCAAAGUGAUAACAUCUCAGUGCAAGAGUAUGUGCGUGCCAAGUGGACAUUUCACGUGAAAGGACUAUGGUUCUAUCCUCCAAAGGAGCCUCUACCAAGCUUAACCCUGAUUGGUUCUCCAAAUUUUGGACAUCGUUCAGUAUAUCGGGAUCUGGAGGCUCAGGUUGCCAUAGUUACAGCUGACCAAGAACUCAGCGAAGCACUUCAUGAAGAGAAGACUCGGCUUUACAACAGAAUUCAGCAGGUGUCCUGCCAAACAUUUGAACGUCCUGAACGUAAAAUACCAGUGUGGGUAUAUUGUGUUACAAGAUUAAUAAAGAAUCUUCUCUAA